Porites evermanni is the source of this 4024-nucleotide messenger RNA. The record is from the annotation of a GenBank genome assembly. NCBI's taxonomy places the organism in Eukaryota, Metazoa, Cnidaria, Anthozoa, Scleractinia, Poritidae.
AUGGAGGAGAAAGAGGAACUCUCACAUUCCUGCGAAUCUCACAAACUUUCAUCAAAAUUUGUUUUUCCUGUUUCGUUUGUUUCGCUGCUUAUUUGCCUUACUGCUCUAGUCCGAGUAGAGAUCAUAAACCAGCGAGUUCAUGCUAUUGAAGAUUUGAUAGCGGAAGUACAUGUACAUCAAGCAUCGAAUCAAGAAGCUGCCAAAGGUGGUUUAUACUUAGUCAAGUCUGUUGGUAGUCUUGGAUAUAACCAGAAUACAAAACAUCAAUGGAAGGAAUACACAGACGGUAAAGUGAACACAUUAAUUUUACUACGCUACAAAUUUAGCAUUAUUUUUCGUUGAAAAAUUUCUAGCCAAGAUUUCAUUUAAUCAAAAAAUGAUUAAAUUAAGUUGGAGUCCUUAAUUCAAUAUUUUUUUGAGAAAUUUUGGAUGAUUUUUCGAAUGUUUUUAAUGUGUGGAAAGAACUUAGGGGGAGGGGUGUUUAAAAUUUUCGAAAAAUUGGAAAACAUUGGAUUUGGGGAUUGUUUUAAAACAUGAAGUGAAUAAUUAGUAGACAGUUACCAAAUAGUCCACCACCACAACAAAGUGCCUCUGAUCCAAUUAGCGGGCUAACUGGUUUGUGUGUAUACCUUUUCUACCCUACAUGUAAUUUAUUUCCUUCUCAAAUCAUCAUCAUUUCCUCCCAAAAACAAGGUGAAUGGCCUUCAGAUCAUGAAGCUGAUUGAAAUUGUCAAAGGAGAUUGAGGCUACGAAAAAUAGCUUAACCUGGGGAGUGAAAUGGAAAAAAUUAAACUUCAGAAAAUCGUAAGAAUUUAUUAGGUAAGCUUCGAACUGAUUGUACAUGCAUGGAACGGUCAUCUAGAAAUGUUUAGACUUCCUCAACCUAUAGAAAAUUCUAGGCAGUUUUUGUUUCUCCGAUUCAAUUACCUUCGUUCGUCUCAGCAAGGCGUGCUUGGCAUGCGAUAGCAGGUCUCUUUACGAUUCUGGUCAACAGCCGACAGCCGGAAGAAUUGGUUUACACUGAUCUCGCGUUAAUUCCAGGCUGCAGACGACCAUUAAGUGGUGAUUUUCAAAUGGCUACGGUUACUAUCAAAUUCCAAAACAGUCUCAAUUGGUAUAUUUGACUCACUUCGACCAGUUAUCAAUGCUGAUUAAAUCCGCUGAAAACCCAAGCCAUUUUUAUCAUCUUAGUAGCUUUAGUAAUCAAGCAUGUUCAGCGUGUCUUACCCAAAUUGCACGCUAAGCGUGCUAUAAUUCGCACACUUACCGUGACAUAUGGCACGCUACAAAAAAACAAAAGGUCUAGCAUGUUAAAUUUACCAAAACAAAGGCAAGUGUGUCCGUCUUUGUUUUUUCAAUUUAAUAUGCACAUAUCCGUGAUCUACGUCACGCUAAGAGUGUCGUGCAAGCGUGUCGUGAGCGUGCUUUCACCUUUAGCAUCAAAUUCCUGUGGAGGGUCACAUUUUUACAUGUGUAUGGACAUGACUUGUCUUAUUGUCAAUUCGCGUCAACGUUGCGGUUGGGAUAAAAUGCCAAAGAAUAUAAUUUCAAAAGCAUUUCGACAUUUUUCUAAUAAUGGAAUUCAACAAUGGCGACCGGAGUAUUGUGUACGCAUGUAUUGUUGAUCUCGUUGAUACUCGGAUGAGGCGUCGUGCCCGGGUAAGUAGGGAACUUAAGAACCACGACGAAGUUCACGACGACGACGUCUGUUGACUGGGAAAAGAUUGGAACGAGAACGUCAGUUUCGGCAGGAAAAAGGAAACUUAAGAUGCAGUCGGUAGGUAGGUCGACGACGACGACACUGAAUGUAAACACAAAUGUAAAACUGUGAUGUUCGUUCGCAACAAAGUUUUUUGCAAUGGCGUCUUUUAAAACAAUGGAAGAUCUUAUUAUUUAAGCCGUACGUUUAAUUUCAUUGACGAUGUAGAAUUUUUUUGUGUUGUCUGGCCUUUUCGAGUGGAAAAACACCUGCUUUCCGUAAGAAGAUUAUUCAACUUUCAACCUGAAUGAGAUGAACGAGUGCGACUGUCUGUCAGAGUUUAGAUUUGGAAAAAGAAACAUUCUGAUGUGAUAGCUGUUUUCCAUAUAAAGUUUAUUUCCUCUAUAGUAAUUAAAGCUAUAUGAUUUGCCUUACCUAAAUACGUACAAAUAAAUUUAACACUUACGAGUUCGCUCGCUUGGCCUCCACAGCUGUUGUGUCAUUUUUCGAAGUAAAAACAAUUCACUCGUCGAAUUUUCAAUCAACAUCGCUUGUUAGGAGAAAAAAAGAACGAUACCUGGAUUUACGAGGAUAACAAAAUGCAAAGGACUUCAAAAGUCGUUUAAAACAGUGGAUUUAUACCUGCCGAAGCUUGUGGAUUGCUGGACGACGUGAUUCUACUUUGUUUGGCGUCGUCGAGGACGAAAUUUACUGGUCGCGCUUGCGCAGUACACUGUAACUCACUUCCGGUCGUCGGAUGCCGUGGAUUUCGAGAGAGUUUUUACGCCUGUAUUGCUCCAAUUCUUCCAGAUCAAAGUCAAUUCUAUCUUUUUCCUCGGUGACUGUUUGUAAUUUCUGCUUGGUAAAUUGGAGCUCCUUUUUUAACUCUGCAAUCUCUUUUGAACUUUGUUCCAACAUGGAGUCCAGCUUCUUCCACUUAAGCAUUUCGUCUUUGAGAGUUGUUUCUAAAUGCAUUACCUCCUCUCUUAGGCUAAGAUUCUCCUGUUUCAACGUCGAUAAGGUUUCUUGAAUAUUGGAUAGCAUCCCUUUUAAUUCGGUUAGACUCGUCUCAGGUUCGGAGCUGUCGUGGGAAGGAGAAGAAGGAGAAGCCGUUGCGUUGCUGGAGUCCGCCAUGUUUGGACGUUUCGCGUCGUUCGUUUCGUCUUCUCCAACAGAUCCUCUGGCUCCUCGUUUGUUUUUCCACCGCUUUUCGUCAUUUACACUAGGUUGAUUAUAUUAUCAUGUAAGAUUCUACCUUCAUUUCUCACAGUUCCAGGCACAUUUAGGAAGGGAGCGCUCCGCUUCAAAAUACACGUCCGAACCGUUUGCACUCACGCAUGCUCUCUCUUUGUGCGUGUUUGGCGUCGUCGACGACACCACGACGACAACAAAUUUCCUGGUCGCGCUUGCGCAGUACACUGUAACUCACUUCCGGUCCUCGUCGACAAAGUCGUCGUCGUGGUUCUUAAGUUCCCUAGUAUAUGGAAAAGAUUUAUUGGAUCUAUAAGCGGUAUGGAAACGUUUCAGCGAUCGGCUCGCUUCGGGUCGAAACCGUCGGAGCCAGCUUCCUGUAAAAGUGACAAUAAGUCAAUUCAAUCCAGUAUUUGUUUAAUACGACUAACAAUUAAAUGUAUUUUAUCGGUAGAUAACAUUCAAAGGUUGAGAACCCGUCGUUUGGCUUCUGACAGUCUAGUAGAUCAAAGGCUCACUAUCGAAGUAGUCAAGAGAGAGAUAAACAAGACCUUACUUUCACUGACACCACAAGUAUUUUGUUCAAAGAAUGAAAAAAUAUGUUUGCAUGGUCCGCCCGGAAGGCAGGGUCCUAAAGGAUCACGUGGUCGAAGGGGUCCUCGUGGAGUCACAGGAAGAAAAGGCGCAAGGGGAGAAACAGGGGAUCCAGGGCUACUCGGGAAACAAGGACCUGUUGGUCCACCCGGGCUGAAAGGAGAGCAAGGUGUUAAAGGAGAACCGGGACCUAGGGGAUUGCCUGGUGCGAAGGGAGAACCGGGAGAAUCAAUUUCAUCCCCAGUGGUUACGAUAUCACCUACGAAACUAACUGUCAGGGAGAACCAGAAUGCGGUAUUCCAGUGUUCCGCGACCGGAAAUCCACGACCAACGAUCACGUGGUCACAGGCCCAUGGGUCUGGCCUGUCGGAUAGCCUCCAAUUUGAGCCAAAUGGAAAACUGGUGGUGCGUAAGGUGACUCUUGCAGACUCUGGAAGAUACAUCUGUGCUGCAAGGAGUGCACUUGGUUCGGCAAACAUCUCCGCUAGUCUGCAGUCCAAAACAAAGGCAAGUGUGUCCGUCUUUGUUUUUUCAAUUUAA